Messenger RNA from Candoia aspera, 753 nucleotides. RefSeq names its product transforming acidic coiled-coil-containing protein 3-like. Bases 1 to 753 code for a protein of 250 amino acids. The record is from RefSeq and is a predicted model, not a curated record. The transcript has 4 exons. Lineage: Eukaryota; Metazoa; Chordata; Lepidosauria; Squamata; Candoiidae.
AUGAGCCUACACACUUUAAAUGGAGAAAAUAUUAGUGAUGGCAUAGCGGCUGAAAGCUGUGCAAUACUUUUCACGUCUGCAGAGACCACAGGCAGGACUUCUAUUCUUCGGCCAUCACAGAAGGAAAAUGUGCCACCGAAAGGAAUAGUGAAGCCUAUGAAGGUAACUUUCCAAACUCCAAUGCGGGAUCCUCAAACUCGCAGGAUCUUGAGUCCAGAUAUAAAGAAAAAGCCUGAAAUUUCUCUUAUAGCAGAUAUUUCAGACAGUCUUCUUGUGACUGCAUGUAAUGCUGUGAGUCAACCAACAAUUACCACAGAGAUUACUUCAGCAAAAGAAAAGAUACAAACGGAAGGAAAGCUCGUUCCUGAUCCUUCAGAUGAUCUAACCUACUUGCCUACUGUCAAUGAUGUUGAGUCAUUUAAGAGCUCAGACAGCCUUCUGAAUUAUUCUAAUAGCCAGAAACAGUCUCUUUUGGAAGUUCUUGCUGGAGCUGAAAAACAAGAUGGAUUUUCUCUUUCAUGUGAUUCAGUUUGGUGGCCUCAAACUGUAACUAAAAAUAUUCCAUCUGAGGAAGCAGUCUGCACAACCAGGAAUAAUUUCUCCCUCGCCUCGUUACUACAUGAUGAUGUCUCAAAGCAAAUUCUAAAUUAUGAUCAUGCCACAAACCUUGCCUCUAACAGAGCUUGCAGCCCUGAGCCCUUACCAAUGUUGUACUUACAACAUUCUCCCAGGCAAAAAUUAGGAUUCCACUGA